AUGAAGCUUUUCCCGUCAUCGUUAGAUAGUCGCUUAAAGUGUUGCAUCGUCACUGAGGAUACAGAGCUUGGAAAGAAAUUAUCUGCACUUCUUUAUGCCGUUUCGGAAGCUAUUGAAAAGCAUUAUUUGCGUGAUUUCUUUAUUUUGGUUUCAACUGAAGAAGCAGAUAGCAUGGAUGAAGUGAUUGAAGCAUAUACUCUUACUUUUACUUACGCUGAUGGUGGUAGAUUGCUGCUUCGAAGUCCAUUACACGAAAUUUCACUGUUAUGUGAAAGUGUCACCGAAUUACGUAAGGAAGUCAUCGCCUUACUGCAUCGGUUGGAUGUUCUUAUGAAUGUACUAUCGCCAGUUCCGCAGAGCGCUUUUCCGUAUUUCAAGCUUACCUAUUACGCAAGCACUCCAUAUAAUUAUGAACCAACCGGUUUCAAGUCAUCAUCAACUACAUAUCGCUUCAGGAAUAUGACUUUCAUUUCGAAAAUAUCAGCUGGCACUUUCAGUACAAAAUUUGAAAGCUGCUCUGUGUGUCUGGAGUCCGUUUUCUUUGGAAGCGCAAAUGGGCAACAUGAACAGCGUGUUUCAGUUGAUAAGAACGAACUGCAAAUGCUCAAAAGAAUAACUGGCGAAACUCCAACAGGAAGACCGAAGAAGGAUAGGCUAAUCAAGUCAAAGAAGACGAAGUGUGGUAAAAAAGCAAAAGAAAAGAAGAGUAAGAAAAUCACAGAAGACGAAGAUAACGGACGGCAGUCAAUGAAUUUGCGCAUUUCUUCAUCAGACGCACAAAUGGAAGCUACGGACGACAUUUCACAGGAAAAUACUGUUGAAAUUAUUGAAUCGAUGCGAGCUUCACUUUUGGAAGAAAAUUCUCCAAAUGAAUAUGCUGAAGCGGAGAAAGUCAUUUUAAGCUAUGAAAAAACGGUGGCCAGCACGACAGAUUUGCAGAAGAGUGAUUUCAACCCUGAAUAUGGCGGAGCUUUGCCGACAGUUACGGAACGUAUUAGUCGUGAACCCAUUAUGAAGAAAGAUUCAAGCGUCAGAAGCCCAUCAUCCGGAAUCAGCAUCAGUGCCGAGUCAACUGUUACAAGAGAACUGUUCAUGCGGCGCAGUUCAAAUAUUGGGAUAUCGUCUAAUGCCGAACCAAAGGCAAAAAAAUGAAAAUUAGUCGUUCAAAAGUUGACUAUCAUAAGAAAUAAACUUUGGUGUAAGAAGG
Messenger RNA from Loa loa (African eye worm), 1207 nucleotides. RefSeq lists its product as hypothetical. Lineage: Eukaryota; Metazoa; Nematoda; Chromadorea; Rhabditida; Onchocercidae. The coding region runs from base 1 to 1152 and encodes 383 amino acids. The record is from RefSeq and is a predicted model, not a curated record. The transcript has 13 exons.